AUGGCCGUCCUUCACCUCGGGUGGUUGGUCGCCGCCUCGGCAUGGCUCCCCGCCGUGUCCGCCGACCUGGGCCGGGAGCAACCUAUCCCAGGAGGCCCCGUCCAGACAUUGGCGGCCGACCUGAGGGAGCCUCGUCUGAACGCCCUCCCGCCUGUUGUGACGGCUCGUGCCGUCCCCAUGGCAUUGCAGAAGCGCGCUAUCAAGACAUGCGGCUACGUCGACGGAGAUCAAUUCAACUCUUACGCCUGUGCACACUCAGCGGCAGAAUGCAUCCACAACACGGAAGCCUCUGCUGUAGGCUGCUGUGCGACCGAAUCGUGUCUGAUCUGGACGGCCUGUCUCCCCUCUCUCUCGUCCGCCGCCACUCGGACCAUGGACGCGGACAGGACGCGGUAUUGCUCCGACUCCAAGUCGCCGUCGUGCGCCACCCUAAUCUAUGCCGACCCAACCAACACCUACCUGUCCGGCUACACCAUCCCAAUAUGCGACACCGUCGCCACGACGUACAAGAUCUACUGGAGCCCGACCGGCGUAACGUCGAAAACAACAGAGUCCUCUACAGCACGGACGACCACCGAGUCGGAGACGUCAGAGACUUCAGACUCCAAGACAUCCUCGUCUUCCCGCGAGUCCACCGGGACGCGGGCGACCGCCACCUCCACCUCGACCAAUGACCCAGCACCUUCCGUGGCUUCCUCUGAGUCUUCUACUCCUGUCGGGCCUAUUGUCGGUGGUGUUGUCGGAGGCAGACUCAUGAAUCCUCCAGCUGCCCUUGGCCUGCUCGGCCUCGCAAUCUUCUUCCUCAUCCGGCGCAAGAACAAGAAUGACCCUCCCUCGCCGCCCGCCAACCCGGCCGCGGUCGCGGCAUCCGGCUUUAUGCCGCCCCCGGGACAAGGCCCUUACCCGAACCCGACGCCCCCUCCCAACAUGGCGGGCAUGCCCCACUCCCCCGGCUCCUUUGAUCCGCGCUACAGCAUGAUGAAGCCGGCGGGAGCGACGGCCGUCGAUUCGAUGCAGGGUCCGCCGCAUGCAGCCAGCGGCGACUUCCGCGCCAGCGACGUCUCGCCGGGGAGCAGCCCGUCGCCGGUCUAUCACCCCCAGAUGCAGUCCAUGGGUGCCGUCCCCUCGGCAGACGGGAUGAGAAUGAACAUGGGCACGCCGCCGCCUGCUCAGCAUAUGGGCAUGGGCACGCCCCUUCCCCCGCAGAAUGGUCCGUAUGUCCCGUACCCGGGCCCCCAGGUGCAGCACCACCAGCAGCAGCAGCAUGGACAUGGAGCGGUGGAGUUGCCUACGCAGCGCGGUGAUGGGGAGGUGCAUGAGCUGUCGUAG
Parathielavia appendiculata is the source of this 1329-nucleotide messenger RNA. RefSeq lists its product as uncharacterized. The record is from RefSeq and is a predicted model, not a curated record. The transcript has 4 exons. Lineage: Eukaryota; Fungi; Ascomycota; Sordariomycetes; Sordariales; Chaetomiaceae. Bases 1 to 1329 code for a protein of 442 amino acids.